AUGUAUUCCGCUCAGAGGCAGAUUAUCGUCUGGUCAAGUAACCAUUUCGGUUCCCAAAUCUUCUAUAAUCCCUCCUCUCUUCUCAUUGCUGUGGAUUCAAGGCAUCCAUAUAGCCAGUCCUCUAGUUAUUUAGGUCUCCUUAACAGUCAACACGAAAGUGUUCUCCAUGAGAACCUUUCGUAUGAGAGUUUCCAUUAUGGAGCUUCUGAAAUCCCUCCUUUCAGUUCACAACAAGCUGACGCCCCAACUCUACCUGAAGACACACCAGUGGACCGUAGGGAGAGAAGGAAGUGGACACCAGCUGAUGACGAGGUUCUAAUCAGUGUGUGGCUAAACACAUCUAAGGAUGCUGUUGUGGGUAAUGAUCAAAAGUCAGGGACGUUCUGGAAACGAGUUGGGGAAUAUGUUGCAGCAAGUACUGACGGUAGAGAGGGUGGUGAAAAGAGAGAGUUUCUCCAUUGUAAACAGAGGUGGCACAAAAUCAAUGAUCUCACUAACAAGUUCUGUGGUGCAUUUGCGGCUGCGGAGAGACAAAUUACCAGUGGUCAGAACGACAAUGAUGUUCUAAAGGUGGCUCAUGACAUCUUCUACUCUGACCACAAAUCCAAAUUUACACUUGAGCAUGCGUGGUGUGUGUUGAGGUAUGAACAAAAAUGGCUUAACCUUAAUAUCCCUAAAGCUAAUGCCAAUUCGAAGAGAAGAAUUGGUGAGACAGGUUCCCAAACUUCAACCACCAAUGUUGGUGAUCAUGAGACAAGGCCUGAAGGUAUCAAGGCUGCAAAAGCUAAAAGGAAUAAUGGUCAAGUGAAGUCUCUUGCUGAGUUUACGAGCAUUUGGGAAAUGAAAAAGGAGGAUUUGGCGAUGAAGGAGAAACUGUCAAAGCUGGCCAUACUAGACACUCUCCUUGCCAAAAAAGAACCCCUCAGUGAGGCUGAAGAAGUUGUGAAGAACAAACUUCUCGCCCAGUAUUUCUGA
Molecule: messenger RNA, 975 nt
Organism: Brassica oleracea var. oleracea
Lineage: Eukaryota; Viridiplantae; Streptophyta; Magnoliopsida; Brassicales; Brassicaceae
Product: glutathione S-transferase T2-like
Exons: 2
Coding region: 1-975 (324 amino acids)
Source: RefSeq, a predicted model, not a curated record